AUGAGAAAUCAUGAGGUGGUCUCACUUGUGGACUCUGAAUCGCAGAGCGAGGGUGAGGGUGAGGGUGAGGAUGACGAUGAUGAUGACGAUGAUGAUGCAUUCGGGUCGACGCAGAGGCUGAUCAAGGGGGACGAUGCCGAUGACAAUGACAAGGACAUGCCGUCUCCCUUUCGCAGCAAGUGCCGAUCAGCUGGCUUCAUUGGCCCAGGUCAACUGGAGGAGGGUCAACCGAAGGAGGGUCAACAGGAGGAGGGUCAACAGGAGGAGGGUCAACAGGAGGAGGGUCAACAGGAGGAGGGUCAACAGGAGGAGGGUCAACAGGAGGAGGGUCAACAGGAGGAGGGUCAACAGGAGGAGGGUCAAUUGGGGGAAGGUCAACAGGAGGAGGGUCAACAGGAGGAGGGUCAACAGGAGGAGGGUCAAUUGGGGGAAGGUCAAUUGGGGCAGAGUCAACCGGAGAGGGGUCAACAGGAGGCAGGGACGGGGGUUGGGAGUUCUCGUGCGUCUGACAGUGAAGAUGACGUGGUGGAGGUGUCUGGUGGUGAGAGUGUAUCUGCCUCUGGAGGGUGGGGAAGUGGGGAUGGAGGAGGCAGAAAUGGGGGGAAGAGUCCAAAGAAGAGCCCAAAAAAGAGCCCCAGAAAGAGUCCCAAAAAGAGGUUCAAGUCGAGUGAGGAGCAGAGGAGGAAGUGGCGCGAGUAUGAUGCUGAAAGGAAGAGACGGAGGCAGCUGGCUCAAGAGGCCGAGCGAGAGAGGGGAGAGGGGGCGGGAGAUGGAAAGGACGCGGAGCAUGGGGGAGGGGAGACGAGCAGAGAGGUAAAGAUUGAGAACUGCGACGACGUGGGGCGGGCAGGAGCGUAUCGGUACAGCAUGCGGCCGAAACAGGCCCUCCACCGGCCGGCUGUUGUUGUGGAGGAUGAGAGGCGGGCGGCGGAAGUGAGGGAGAAAAUGGCAGCUGAGGCGAAGAAGAGUCCGAGGAAGAGUCCGAGGAAGAGGAGGAAAGGGGAUGGGCGGAAGAGACGAGGGAGUGGAAGGGGGAAGAGGGAAGCUGUUGGUUGGGGUGCUGAUGGUGGGGUGGAGGGGGAUGGGGAGGAGCGGGGUGGGUCUAGCGAGAGUGAGAGUGAGGAGGAGGAGGGAGGUAAGGAGCAGGAGGAAGGGGAGGGGGAGGAGGAGGAUGAGGAGGAGGAGAGGCGGAUGGAGGAAGAGCAGCAGAGGCUGGAAUUGCAGGCGAGGGAGGUGGAGAGGAGAGGGGUUGGGGUGAAAGGGGUGAAUUGUGGGACGGGUGGGGAGCAUGGAGAAGAUGGGGAAGAGGAGGGUGAUGAGGAUGGGGGUGGGGGUGAGGAGGGAUGGGAGGAUGCAGGGGAUGCAGCUGCUGCGAGAGAGGCGGAGGAGGAGGAGAGGAGAGGGGAGGGAGCAGAGGGAGAAGAGAGGGCAGGAGAGGAGGGAGGGAGGGAGGAGGGAGCAGAGGAGGAAGAGGAGGAGGAAGAGGAGGAGGACGAGGAGUUGGAGAGUGACCUGCUCAAGCAUAGCAGGAUGGGGAAGUUGUGGGAGUCCGGGGGGAAAGGGGGAGUGGUGGACGGCUGGGGCAAGGACGGCGGCACACAUGCAUCAUCAGCAUCAACAGCAGACGCCUCCGCCAACUGCUUUCUGUGGUUGCGCCCCUGCCGGCAGGACAAGCUGCUUCUGGGGCUGUGGGCGCUGCUGGCCCAGGAGGGCCCUGCUCAUCUGCUUUUCAUCCUCUUCUGCUGCCCCCCGCUUCCCACCUACCCCCCUCACCAGCGUCGCUCCUGGUACCAAGUGGUGGACAGCUGGGGCAAGGAAGGCGGCACACACACAUCAGCAGCAGCAGCAGCAGAUGCGUCCGCCAACUGCUUUCUCUGGCUGCGCCCCUGCCGGCAGGACAAGCUGCUUCUGGGGCUGUGGGCGCUGCUGGCCCAGGAGGGCCUAGUAGGAGGAGAGAUGGGGGUGGGGGGAGAGGGAGGGGAUGGGGAGAUCAAGGACUGCCCUCCCCUGGAGAUCAUGCCUUUCUGGGGCGCGUGUGUGCCUCUGGUGAGGGCGCUGCAGGUGUGCCUUGAAUCUGGAGUUGUGGGUGCAUGGCCCGUGCCGCCUCAUCACCUGCGCCUGUUUGAGAAUGCUGACGAUGAGAAACAGGAGGACUACCUGUCAGUGAGGCUGAGGGCAAUGGUGCGACUGAAUGCAGAGAUAGGAGCACUCGUGCAUGGCAAGGGCAAGCACCGGCGGGAGAAGUUUGGCAGUGCGGAGGGGGGGGCAGUGCGCUUGCAUCAGAUAUACUGCCGGGUGAAGAGGCUUCAGGUGGAGCUGCAACACUACUUCGCCAUCGUGCAAGAGUCAGGGCUGGGCAUAGAGCAGCGGUUCAAGGGCCACAGCACCUCCUCCUCUGCGCGCUCCAAGGGAUUCAUCCGCGACGCCAUCCUCGGCAAGCGCUCUGACUCCUCUGCCCGCGCCGUCAUCGCACCCGAUCCCUCCCUCGCGUUGCAUGAGAUUGGCGUCCCUGACUCCAUCGCUGCUGGUCUCUUUGUUCAGGAGUCAGUGUCUCAUCUCAACAUCGACUUCCUGCAAGCCUGCGUGGACGCAGGGCCAUGCCCGCUGCCUCUGCCUCCGCCCCUUGACACCGGAGGGGAAGGGGACGCCUGUGGUGGCGGUGGUGGUGGUUGGAAUGCUGGUGCAGGUGGGGAUGGGGGUGUGCCUGCUGCUGCUGAUGCAGGCUGGGGUGCUGGUGGUUCUGCUGAUGGGGGUUGGGGUGCUGGUGGGGGUGGUGGAGGUGGGGGUGCGGCUGCUGCAGCUAAUACUGGUGGGUGGGGUGCUGCUGCUGCUGAUGAUGAUGGUGCAGGCUGGGGUGCUGCUGGUGGUGAUGGUGCUGCUGAUGGGGGUGGGUGGGGGGCUGAUGCUUCUGCUGGUGUGGGUGAAGGGGGUGCAUGGGGCAACGAUGCUGCGACUGCUGGUGGGACGGGUGGUGAUGCUGGUGCAGGUUGUAGUACUGGUGGGGGUGGGUGGGGGGCUGAUGCUUCUUCUGGUGGGGCUGAUGGGGGUGCAUGGGGCGCGGAUGCUGCUGCUGCAGAUGCUGCUGCUGGAAGGGGUGGUGGUGGGGGGGAUGGGUGGGGAGCUGGUGCUUCCGCUGGUGAGGAGGGUGAAGGGGGUGCAUGGGGCACGGAUGGUGCUGCUGAUGCUGCUGCUGGGAAGGGUGGUGAUGCCGCUGCUGAAAGGGGUGUUGCGGGUGGGACUGGGUGGGGGGCUGAUGCUGCUGCUGGUGGCGGUGAAGGGGGAGCAUGGGGCACAGUUGCUGCUACUGGUGCCAAGGGUGGUGAUGCUGCUGUUGCUGCGGGUACUGGUGGGAAUGGUUGGGGUGCUGAGAAUGAUGGGGAUAAUGGUGGUGGUGCUGCUGAUGCUCCUGGUGCGGCUGCUGCUACAGGUUGGGGGAAAAAUGAUGCCGGUGCUGGUGGUAAUGCUGGUGGAUGGGGAGGGAACGACAGUGCUGCUGCUGCUGGUGCCAGUGGUGGUGGCUGGGGCACAGGUGGUGGGGCUUGGGGUGCAGAACCCCAUGCUGCUGCAAAUGGUGAUGCCUGGGGGGCCACAGCCUCUGCUGCUGCUGCUGCUGCUGCUGCUGCUGGCGGUAAUACCUGGGUGGCCGCAGCAUCUGAUACAGCGUCUGGGCGGACCUGGGGGGCCAUACCUCCUGCUCCGUCCGCCCCCUCCGAUCGCCGCCCUCCCCGCCCACCCAACCACGUCCUGCCACCUGUCGGUGCGUUCAGUGUGCUCGUUGGCUCCGAUCCUGCUGGAAGAGCGACUGGAGGAAUCGCAGGAGGAGCAUCGGCCAAUGGCGGCACGCCAGAGUGGAUUAAGUGGACUCUGAGCCGAUGGGUGGAUCGUGGUUUGAGCCUGCAGGUGCGAACUGGGCCAGUCUCAGGUGCACCUGCAUCAGGUCUACCUACCCCAGACGCACCUUCUGCAUCAGAGCGUGCAUCUGCCGCCCUUGCAGCCUUUGUGAGGUCUUCCCUGCUUGCUGGAACUGCUCCUGCUGCUGCUGCUGCUGGUGCUGCUGGUGCUGGCGGUGAUGGUUUCGGCGGUGGUGGGGAUGGUGGAACGGGGAGGAGGACGGUGGGGAUGAUGGUGCUGCGCCACGUGGCGGAUGGGGAUUGGCUGCUGCUCAACCGCACGCCCUCGCUGCACAAGCAGAAUUUAAUGGCGUUUCGGGUGCGCCGCGUGCCGGCUGCCGUCUCUGCCAACGCGCUCCUGCUCAACCCCCAGGUAAGACCAUAUACCAUGUGGGUGAGCCUGUUGACUCGCUCUUGCACCCCCUCGCUGCACAAGCAGAACAUCAUGGCGUUUCGGGUGCGGUGCGCUGUGUGCCCGCCGCUGUCUCUGCCAACGCUCUCCUGCUAA
Messenger RNA from Closterium sp. Yama58-4, 4398 nucleotides. NCBI's taxonomy places the organism in Eukaryota, Viridiplantae, Streptophyta, Zygnematophyceae, Desmidiales, Closteriaceae. The record is from the annotation of a GenBank genome assembly.